Molecule: messenger RNA, 360 nt
Organism: Cucurbita maxima (winter squash)
Lineage: Eukaryota; Viridiplantae; Streptophyta; Magnoliopsida; Cucurbitales; Cucurbitaceae
Exons: 1
Coding region: 1-360 (119 amino acids)
Source: RefSeq, a predicted model, not a curated record
AUGUAUAAAGGGAUGAGCAGAAGCAGAAGCUUCUCUGAGAAAAUGGAUGGUAUUGCUCCACUUGCAAUUGGCACGCGAGGCACUGUGGGGUCGCUGGUGAUGAAGGAGAUUGAGUACUUCACCAAGUUUGAGGUGGAACGCCAUGGCAGCUCUCAGAGGAUAAGUGGAGAUGCUUCGAGGAGAAGCGAUUGUAAGGGAAGCUUUUGGCUUGUGUCCUUGACUUGGAAGUGGAAGAAGAGAAAAGGCAAUAAUGGGAUUCUCCCUAACAUUUGCAGUGCUGUUGAAUUGUCAAAAAGCAAUCGCUUCAAUGGGAUUCCUGGUUUCAGUUACAGGAUUCUCAAACACGACUUUCCCAUUUGA